This is a messenger RNA of Rhododendron vialii, 3399 nucleotides long. Its product is annotated as ATP-dependent DNA helicase At3g02060, chloroplastic. Gene Ontology annotation, molecular function: nucleic acid binding; ATP binding. The record is from RefSeq and is a predicted model, not a curated record. Gene Ontology annotation, biological process: DNA repair. Bases 157 to 2721 code for a protein of 854 amino acids. The transcript is spliced from 15 exons. Lineage: Eukaryota; Viridiplantae; Streptophyta; Magnoliopsida; Ericales; Ericaceae.
UGUACUGUAACGCACUACGUGUCCCCUGCUCUUUGGCUCUUUGCUGGUAGUUUGUCUGAUAAUUUCUCCCGCUGCCGGAAAACCUUUCCAUAUUGUUUCCCUAAUCCGACGCCGUCCAUAAGGCAAGGGAUUGACUGAGUCUUUCGUUGUGAAAAUAUGGCUGGGGCUGCGAAAGCCAACAUCUUCCCGUUCUCCAUACCCGUGCCCAAUAUCCCUGCCUCCUCUUCUUCUUCAUCUUUCUCUUCAAUUACUGUCUUCGCUUCCAACUUCCCUCACCGUCAUGGACCUCGUCCUCAUCGGAAACCCUCGUCCCCUCUAAUUACCGUUCAUGCCGCCGAAGGCAUUUCCAUCUCCAGGCCCAUGGCCGCCGCCAGCACCGCGACCACCACCGAAGCCCCUCCUCCUCAGCGAAAGGAAAAGAAGACCGAGUCGAAGGAGCGCGACGCUAUAUCUAUUCUCAACGAAAGGAUACGCCGUGAUUACGCAGGCAAGAGAGAAGCUAAUUCGAGACCCGUUAUGGAUUCCGAAGAGGCUGAUAGGUAUAUUCAGCUGGUCAAGGAGCAGCAGCAGAGGGGUUUGCAGAAGUUGAAAGGCGGAGGAGGAGGAGGAGGAGGGGAAGGCGGAGAAAAUAAUAAGAUGGGGGCUUUCAGCUACAAGGCCGACCCCUACACUCUCCGCUCUGGAGAUUACGUCGUCCACAAGAAGGUCGGCAUUGGACGAUUUGUUGGGAUUAAGUUCGACCGCCCCAAAGAUUGUACUGAGCCUGUUGAGUACGUCUUUAUAGAGUAUGCCGAUGGAAUGGCCAAGCUCCCUGUUAACCAAGCCUCCCGCAUGCUCUAUCGCUAUAAUCUCCCAAAUGAAACUAAAAGGCCACGAACCUUGAGCAAAUUAAGUGACACUAGCAUGUGGGAAAGGAGAAGGGUAAAAGGGAAGGUUGCUGUUCAGAAAAUGGUGGUUGACUUGAUGGAAUUGUAUCUACAUAGGCUAAAGCAACGAAGGCCUCCUUACCCGAAGAGUCCUGCCAUGGCUGAAUUCUCAGCUCAAUUUCUCUAUGAGCCUACACCAGAUCAAAAGCAAGCUUUUAUUGAUGUUGAGAAGGAUUUGACAGAGAGAGAAACUCCUAUGGACAGAUUAAUUUGUGGUGAUGUUGGGUUUGGUAAAACAGAAGUUGCAAUACGUGCUAUAUUUUGUGUGGUCUCAGCAGGAAAGCAAGCUAUGGUACUUGCACCUACAAUUGUUUUAGCGAAGCAACAUUUUGAUGUUAUUUCUGAGCGGUUCUCAAAAUAUCCUAACAUCAAGGUUGGACUCCUGAGCAGGUUUCAGACCAAAGCAGAAAAAGAGCAGUAUCUGCACAUGAUCAAACAUGGAUAUUUGGACAUUGUUGUCGGCACUCAUGCACUUCUUGGCAGUCGGGUUGUGUAUAAUAAUCUCGGCCUCCUUGUAGUUGAUGAGGAACAGAGAUUUGGUGUCAAACAGAAGGAGCAGAUCGCUUCAUUUAAAACUUCAGUUGAUGUUCUCACGCUUUCUGCAACACCUAUACCGAGGACCCUUUAUUUAGCAUUGACUGGGUUUCGUGAUGCUAGUUUAAUUUCAACACCACCUCCUCAAAGAGUUCCUAUAAGAACUCAUCUUUCAGCAUACAAGAAACAGAGGGUAAUAUCAGCAAUUGAGUAUGAGCUGGACCGUGGUGGCCAAGUUUUCUAUGUUCUGCCUCGUAUCAAAGGACUUGAAGAAGUGAUGAAAUUUCUUCAACUUUCAUUCCCAGAUGUUGAAGUUGCUAUGGCUCAUGGGAAGCAAUACUCAAAGCAGCUUGAGGAAACUAUGGAAAAGUUCGCACGAGGAGAAAUCAAAAUUCUCAUAUGCACAAACAUAGUAGAAAGUGGGCUUGACAUCCAGAAUGCUAAUACCAUCAUAGUUCAGGAUGUUCACCACUUUGGCCUUGCCCAAUUGUAUCAGUUGCGUGGACGGGUGGGACGGGCAGAUAAGGAAGCUCAUGCACACUUACUUUACCCUGCCAAGUCGCUGCUUUCUAAAGAAGCACUGGAGAGGCUUGCCGCCCUUGAAGAGUGCCGUGAUCUUGGCCAAGGCUUCCAACUUGCAGAAAGAGACAUGGCGAUAAGAGGCUUUGGUAAUAUUUUCGGUGAGCAACAAACUGGAGAUGUUGGAAAUGUAGGCAUUGAUCUCUUCUUUGAAAUGCUUUUUGAGAGCUUGUCUAAGGUUGAUGAACAUCAUAUUAUUCCAGUUCCUUACCAAUCUGUAGAGCUCGAUUUGAAUAUAAAUCUUCAUCUACCUUCUGAGUACAUAAACUAUUUGGAGAACCCCAUGGAAAUAAUUAAUGAGGCUGAAAAGGCUGCUGAAAAAGACAUAUGGAGUUUAAUGCAGUUUACACAGAAUCUGCGCAGUCAACAUGGGAAAGAGCCUUACUCAAUGGAAACUCUACUGAAAAAGCUUUACGUGAGAAGAAUGGCGGCAGAUCUAGGGAUUUCAAGGAUAUAUGCUUCAGAAAAGAUGGUUGGCAUGAAAACAAACAUGAGUAAAAAGGUCUUCAAGCUCAUAACAGAUUCAAUUGCAUCUGAUGCCCACCUAAAUUCUCUGGAAUUCGAGGAUGACCAAAUUAAGGCAGGACUUCUUCUGGAACUACCAAGGGAACAGCUGCUCAAUUGGAUAUUCCAAUGUUUGGCUGAACUUCAUGCUUCACUACCAGCUCUGAUAAAAUACUAAUGUCCUACCCCGCCCUUUCUUGACCAGACUUUGAUUUUUUAGAGGCUUCGCUACAUAGCAACAAAAGGAUAAAGGGAGAUGAAUAACCUGUGUCUGUUUUAACAGCUACGGGGUGAUCCCCCUGGAUGUGAAAUCUGGGGAUGCCCUUGUACAGCUCACAUUGAUGUACGUUGAGUUGGCAUAACAAAGUGAUAUCCAAAACUAAACAUUCUUCCAGAAAGGUGGUGUCUGACAAGGACUGUAUGUGAUUGUCCAGUGCCGGUGUUAUGUAAAUGUGAGGCCUAUCAAUACAAAGGUAAAUGAGAAUGCAACACUGUUGUUUGUUGAAGCCCAGUGUUCUUAUUGCCACUACCUUAAAAAUGCCAUCAUUCUUGUAGACAUGAAGUUGCACAUGGCGUACGUUUCAAGUUUGGAAUUCCGUUAAGGGCUAUCAACUUUUGAGGGGCUGGUCCAUAGAAGCUUUGUCUCGGCUUUAGAUGGGUCUCCACAACUGGACAGUGGGAUUGGUUCUUGAGAGAUUAGUAGAAGUGUGCAUAAACUAAUCAAGACAACCUGAGUUGUCAAAAAGAGAUUCAUUGUUUUUGCUAGACGGGAUUAUCUCUUGCUCCAGUAGGCUCUUAUUUCGCUUCUUAUUGUUUGGAGUUGUACUUAAACUUGGCAAAUGUAUUCCUUGCAGGU